AUGUCCUAUCCUCAGGGUUACCUUUACCAGCCCCCGGGCUCUUUGGCUCUUUAUUCCUGUCCGGCUUAUGGGGCCUCGGCGCUGGCUGCUCCGCGGAAUGAAGAUCUGGCGAGAUCGUCCUCCGGCUCAGCUUUCAGCCCGUACCCUGGAUCGGCUGCUUUCUCUGCCUCGGCCAGCGCAGGCUUCUCCAGUCCGCUGUCUUACUCUACGGACCCCGCUACAGGAUUCCCGCAAUACAUGAGUUCUCCAUAUGAUGCACACACGACGGGCAUGGCCGGGGCGUUAAGUUACCACCCUUACGGGAGUCCAGGGUACCCCUAUCAACUCAACGACCCGGCAUACCGCAAGAACGCCACUCGGGACGCCACAGCCACCCUGAAGGCUUGGCUGCAGGAGCAUAGAAAGAACCCCUACCCGACCAAAGGGGAAAAGAUCAUGUUGGCCAUCAUCACAAAGAUGACCCUGACUCAGGUCUCCACCUGGUUCGCCAACGCCAGGAGGAGACUAAAGAAGGAAAACAAGAUGACAUGGGCGCCCAGGAAUAAGAGCGAGGAUGAGGAUGAGGAGGAUGGGGACGGCGAGAGGAAGGAUGUGGAGCGAUCGGAAAAGAACCUGGACAACAGCGAGGCUUCGGCCGAGGAUGAAGGUAUUAGUUUGCACGUGGACACGCUCACGGACCACUCGUGUUCUGCUGAGUCAGACGUGGAGAAGGUGGCGUGCCGGGUGGGAGAUUUAAGCUCUGAUCAGGCCCGGGACAAAUGCGAAGAUUACGUUGAAGAACAGAACCACGCCUCUCGCUUACAGCUCCCCUCCAAAUCGCUCACAACCUCGCCUCUAAUGGGAGUCGAAGCGCCGGCUUUCACUCAUCAGCACCACCACCUUCAUCACUUCCAACAACUCCAACGCGAGGAUUUAGCUCGGAGCCUCGGCAUGAGCAACACCAUUAAUGCCAAUAAAUCUUGCCUUGACAGCAGACCGUCCACGGGAGUUUCUCAGAACCCAAAACCCAAAUUGUGGUCACUUGCGGAGAUUGCUACCUCAGACCCAAAGCAGCAACUAGGGCAGUCAAACUGCCCCUCCUCCUCUUCCUCCAGUGGGGGCCUUCUUACUCCCCCGACUCCCUCCUCAGCCUCUCCGUCUGCCACUUCACCCAAUAUCUAUCCGACCCCCUCCCUCAUCGGAAGACCUAUUUAUUACACGUCGCCCUUUUAUAGCAAUUACACAAACUAUGGUAACUUUAGCCAACUGCAAAGCCAAAGCAUCCUGCGCUACUCCAACUCAUCUGGGGUAAGUCUGGCUGCAGCAGCCGCCGCCGCAGCAGCAGCCGCAGCAGCCGCUGCAGCCAGCGAAGGUCUCGGCCAUAAUCAGACUCCUGAGGCCGGCCCGCAGCCGAAACAACUCAGGCCCGAAUCCCCACAGCUAAAAAUAAACUCAAAUCAGGCUCUUGUUGGUGAUGAGCAACAUCAAAAACAUCAUUUCAGGCCUGUAAACCUGGACUCAAAGAAAGGAACGUAG
Nerophis lumbriciformis (worm pipefish) is the source of this 1515-nucleotide messenger RNA. The record is from RefSeq and is a predicted model, not a curated record. Lineage: Eukaryota; Metazoa; Chordata; Actinopteri; Syngnathiformes; Syngnathidae.